Molecule: messenger RNA, 1301 nt
Organism: Colletotrichum destructivum
Lineage: Eukaryota; Fungi; Ascomycota; Sordariomycetes; Glomerellales; Glomerellaceae
Exons: 1
Coding region: 314-1123 (269 amino acids)
Source: RefSeq, a predicted model, not a curated record
CGCAGGGGUAUGUUUGCCCUGACCGGACCUAGCAUUGGCGACCGGUCACGGCUUCGGAGAUGCCAAAGAAAUGGAAGAUCUGUGCCUUGGUGACAGAAUCUCCAUGCAGGCAUGGCUGUUUUGACAGAUGUCGGCGACAUCUACACCCUGCCGGGGUUUUAAUUGUUAGUGCGUAUACAAACCCUCUUUUUCACCCACAUCCUAUCCACAACGAAAGGUCUAUUGGCCAUUUGGACAAAAUGGACCUUCAGCUGCUUUUUCUAUUGGAUUGACAUGAUAUCACAAUUGACGUCAGGGUUGCGAGCAGUUAGAUAUGCAGGUUAAUAGGCCAGAGCCCUUCAGCACCUUUCACUUGGGACUUAGUUGCAUGCUAUUCACGAUGGCCUCCCCAACAACUACGUGGCUUUGCCGACGAUAUGAGCCAACGACCCCUUGCCUCCGAGAGGCACCUCGGCCUAACGACCCUUUAGCAUCGCCUACGAUACAACGGCAACAGAGAAUCGAUGCUGCGAGAUCCAGCAACCAGCAGCAGCUCCGGCCAGUUAGGAAAAAAGCCCAAGAUCUUUCUCGUGACCAGCGUAUCCAGGCACGCUCCUUACGCCAGUAUGCUGGCUGGUCCUAUAAGAGAAUCUCUGCUACAACUGGCUUUACUCAACGUCAAGUCCAAGGGGCCUGUGAGCGCGCUACCCCUCAAAAGGCUGGCUCUAAGCGUGGCCGUGGCUACCGCAUCCGAACUCCUCAUCGCGAGAAGCUUGGCUCUGUAUUAGUCUCUGACCUAUGGGCAAAGGGGCGCCCAUGGGGAGAUCUCCGCUGGAUAGUGCCUGGCCUUGAGAUAUACGGCGAGGCUGCCAUUACGUCGACACUUAAAGCAAUGAGGUUCCGGCGAGCUGCUAGGCCAAAGACGCUUGACCUCCAGCCAGAGGUGAAGGCCCUUCGCAAAGUCAUAUGCCAAGGCUAUCUUGACCUCUGGUCAGAUCUAGAUUCGUGGCUUUCUAGGUCACCAGUCUUUUCUGAUGAGACUUGGGUUCUGUCAGAAAGUAUGUAUCAGCAAUAUAUCACUCUCAGCCAAGACGAGAGGGCUGGAGACUUUAGCCGGCGCCGGCAACAUGCGCCAGACGGCUAGAUGUUUUGGGGAUGUAUUGCUGGCCUACACAAGGGCCCAGGUGUUGUAUGGGAUCCAGACUGGGGGACUAUCUCUGGCUAUACCUAUACACAUAAUAAUACAGCAUAUCCUUCCUAAGGUUAAGGAUUUUAUCGCCAGCUUGCCAGGCUGGCGAUGCUUUCAGCAUGACGGCGCGCCU